CAUAUGGAGCGGAUGGCUGUGGUUUUUAUUCUCCUUCUCUCUCUCUUCCUCACGCUUUGUGGCUGUGGAGGAGACGGGAGACUCGAGUCUCUCCUCUUCCGCUCUUUUCGCCUCCCUCUCACUCCAUUUCUUUCUCCCUCCCUCCUCCCCAAUGGGAGCUCCCCCCCUUCGGCCCUGGCUCCUCCCCUUUCCAUGACCUUUUGAGGGUCGCCUGCCGCCCAUGGACUACGACGCCGCCGCCGCCGGGGUCCACAAGCGCGGCGCCCGGGCGUCCUCCGUGUCCGUCACGGAGGCCUCCGCCUCGACGUCCCCGUCGCGCCGCCCUUCUAUGGACGAAGAAGCAAUGUGGCAAAUGAGCAUCAGAGAGAUUGAUUCCAUGGAAUCGGGACCCUACCCUGAGCGUCUAGGGGAGCCUGACUGUACUUAUUAUCUUAGAACCGGCCUUUGCAGAUACGGGAUGACUUGCAGAUACAAUCAUCCUCCUAAUAGACAGAUGGCUAUUGCUACUGCAAGUAUUAAGGGAGGAUAUCCUGAAAGGGUCGGACAUCCUGAAUGUCAGUUCUAUCUCAGGACGGGUACAUGCAAAUUUGGAGCUACAUGCAAAUUUCAUCAUCCUAGAGAUAAGGCAGGGAUUGUUGGGAGAGUCCAACUAAAUGUUUUAGGCUAUCCAACUCGUCCGAAUGAGACAGAAUGUGCAUACUAUAUGAGAACUGGAGUAUGUAAAUUUGGGAGCACUUGUAAAUUUCACCAUCCACAGCCUUCUAAUACACUGGUUUCACUACGCGGGUCUAGUGUUUAUCCUGGUGUACAUUCUCCUACUUCUCAGCAAUCUUAUUCUGGGGGUUUGACAAACUGGCCCUUGUCAAGAGCUUCUUUCAUUGCUAGCCCACGAUGGCAAGGUCUUUCAAGCUAUGCUCAAGUGAUUGUUCCUCAAGGUUUGGUUCAAGUACCUAGCUGGAACACAUUUCCAGGACAAUUAGGAGCUGUUUCAUCAUCCGAGAGUCCAUUGCUUAUGCCACGAACAUCUUCAUUUUUUGGGACAUCUCGCCAAAGUGAAACAGUGGCAGGAGCUCAAGGGACAGUCCCAUCUUACCGAUCAAAUGCUCUUCCCAUGGGUCAGUACAUAAUGGCAAGGGACAGUGUCUUCCCUGAAAGACCUGAUCAACCUGAAUGCCAAUUUUAUAUGAAGACAGGAGAUUGUAAAUUUGGCGCAGCCUGCAAGUUCAAUCAUCCUCGAGAGAGAAUGGUUCCUCCCCCUAACUGUUUGCUGAGUCCGUUAGGCCUUCCUUUACGCCCUGGAGAACCUUUGUGCAUUUUCUAUUCGAGAUAUGGCAUCUGCAAGUUUGGAGCCCAUUGCAAAUUUAACCAUCCAAUGGCAACACCCAUGGGGUUGUAUGCUUACAGUCUUUCUCCAUCCUCUCCGGUUGAUGUUCCAAUGGCAAGAAAUUUCCUCGUCUCCUCGUCAGGCCCUCCACCCCUAGAAGUUCCUCUCGAAGCUACCACUGGGAAGUCUAGGCGCCUUUCUCUCUCUGACUCCCGGCAAAUUGCCUCGGGCAAUGAAAGCAUUCAAUCGGAGGGAUCACACCACCUCUAACGUCAGUGGGAAAGUUUCUUCUUUUUCCUAACUAUACGAGAGAGGUGUCCUUGUAAAUGAAAACUCAUCCAUGGUGAUGAGUUUGUGCCUGUGCCUGUGCCGAUAAUGUACAGUUUUUUUUUUUCACAAGGACUGCAACGUGCUGUGCUGAAGGGUGAUGAAGUCUCCAUUCUUGUUGUGUUUCAUUUUGAGAUAAAAGAACAAACGGAAAAAAUUAUUCUCUGUAUAUCUGAGAAACUUUAUGUAUGUAAUUCUGUGAAAAGCCA
Zingiber officinale is the source of this 1860-nucleotide messenger RNA. Its product is annotated as zinc finger CCCH domain-containing protein ZFN-like. The transcript is spliced from 7 exons. Gene Ontology annotation, molecular function: mRNA binding; metal ion binding. NCBI's taxonomy places the organism in Eukaryota, Viridiplantae, Streptophyta, Magnoliopsida, Zingiberales, Zingiberaceae. Bases 221 to 1594 code for a protein of 457 amino acids. The record is from RefSeq and is a predicted model, not a curated record.